UAUAGGCGGAAGUGCUGCGGCGCGUGUUGGUUUAACUGAGAAGCAGCCCACGGCAGGUUUCACUAACCGGUCAGUGGUUGUUGUUAUUGCUCCUCCCAUCCUGUUCUUCUCUUCCUCUCUCGCUUCUUCUUUCUCUCCGCGCCCGCCCCGCCCUCUCUAGGGUUCUGCCGCAGCGGCAGGAAGCCAAACCCCGCCCUCUCAUCCCCGCGUGCGACCGGCUGGCGGGCGGGCGGACGAGCGAGGCAGAGAGAGACUGGGGCAAGCCCAUUGUCUGCGCUGAAGCGGCUGCGGGAAGCGCGCGAGGAGCGAAAGCGCACAACCUACCUCUGGAGAGGCAAGCACGCAUACAUACAAACAGACGCUGGUAAAGAAGCUGCGCCCAGGCGCGAUGCAGGGCGCCAACAGCCACUUUGCAGCUGCUGAGAGGCUGAGCCAAGAACCGGCCCAGGCUCGGAGCAGCUGUAGCUGUUAAAGACGGAGAGGCUGGGCCGGCUCCGGCGACUCAAACUUUGCCCUUUGGGCUGACAGGGCGCGCCUUUCUCACCCCUCCCUCCAUGGAGACGCUGAGCGCCGUGAGGGCUAAAGUAGGGGCCAGAAGCCCGGGUGGCGGCGAGGCGGCAGGAACCGGCGAGCCCCAACCCGCCUCCUCUUCGAGUCCUGCCGGUCGAGGCUCUCCUGCACAGCCAGCACCGGAUUCCCCCGCUUAUAGACUCGAAGAUCUGGAGACGCUAGCCACUGUCGGGACAGGUACUUUUGGGCGGGUUCAUCUGGUGAAAGAGAAAUCGGCCAAAUGCUACUUUGCAUUGAAAGUAAUGAGCAUUCCAGAUGUCAUUCGACUAAAACAAGAACAGCAUGUGCACAAUGAAAAAUCGGUCUUGAAAGAAGUGAAUCAUCCAUUUCUGAUCAGAUUAUAUUGGACUUACCAUGAUGAACGUUUUCUAUAUAUGUUGAUGGAAUAUGUACCGGGGGGCGAACUUUUUAGUUAUCUGCGCAACAUGGGACGCUUUAAUAACAGCACUGGACUGUUUUACUCUGCAGAGAUUAUUUGUGCAAUAGAAUAUCUCCAUUCAAAAGAAAUUGUUUACAGAGACUUAAAGCCUGAAAAUAUUUUAUUAGACAAAGAGGGGCAUAUCAAACUCACAGAUUUUGGAUUUGCUAAAAAGCUUGUUGAUAGGACAUGGACGCUCUGUGGUACCCCAGAGUAUCUUGCCCCAGAGGUCAUACAGAGUAAAGGUCAUGGAAGAGCAGUGGACUGGUGGGCUCUGGGCAUUCUGAUAUUUGAGAUGCUGUCUGGGUUUCCUCCAUUCUUUGAUGACAAUCCAUUUGGAAUAUAUCAGAAGAUUCUUGCUGGAAAAAUAGAUUUCCCCAGACAUCUGGAUUUAUAUGUAAAGGACCUUAUUAAAAAGCUUCUUGUGGUUGACAGAACAAGACGGCUAGGGAACAUGAAGAAUGGAGCCGAUGAUGUCAAGAGGCACCGAUGGUUCAGGUCUAUAGACUGGGAUGCUGUACCACAGAGAAAAUUAAAGCCUCCUAUAGUGCCGAAGGUAUCAAAUGAUGGUGAUACAUCUAAUUUUGAAGCUUAUCCUGAAGAUGACUGGAACAAAACACCUCCUGUACCUCCUAAAGAUUUAGAAAUUUUCAAAAACUUCUAAGUGGGGGACACUAAAUGUCAUUUAAGAAACUGGAAUAAGAUUAACAAGAUAGUUGGGAACUGGCCAAGAAGAACUGAAAAAAUUAAUGAAGAAUUUAUUUGAAAUGAAAUUGAAAGAAUGUUACUUCAUUAGGAAUAUUGAAACAAUGUUGAAAAAAUGGGGAAAGGGCAAUGCUCAUGUUUAGUUGUAUGGAUCUGGCAUUAGUUCAGUAAACUAAAAUACUGAAGCGCCAACCCCUGGGGUGUAGACACUGAAAUUGUUAUAGGUUUUUUUUAAUUAAUGUUAUUUUUAGUUUUGUUUCUUGCUAUGCCCAAAUAUUUCUUGCAUAGUUCUCUCAUUGACUAACUUUAUAAGUUUAUACUAAGAUUGUCAUUUAAAGCACAAAUUAGUAUAUAUGUAUAUAAAGAAAUCAGUACAGCAAAAGCACAGAAACUGUGCAGAAAUGUAAAUUUUUGUACUUUGCAGAGUCUAUGAUUUUUAUUAAAUGUUUUUCAAGAUGCUGUCUAGAAGAAAAAAAUCUUAAAAUGAUAAAUAGUUUUUUCAGCAUCUAUACAUUUUAUAAUUCUUUGUAAAAAGAAAUAUACAAGUAAAUUUUGAGAAAAUUGUAACAUUUUCAGUGCUUCACACCUGCAGCCCUACUACUUGAAAGCUGAAAGAUAAAGAACCUUGUUGUGUUUUGUUCUGUUUUAUUCUUUAUAUUGCAUCAUGUUUUCUUUAUGAAGUUGAGUUGGAAUGGUGUGUGUGCACAUCAUAAUUCUUGAUCAUUGCAGACUAUGUAAAGUGUUUUUAUUAAAUAUAUGAAAUCAUGGCAAGAUAGCACCCAUUGCUAAUAAGGGUAAGGUCUCUUCUCUGACUUUAGAUUUAGAAUUGUUGGACUUGUUAGAACCCAUAUGCAGAGUUCCAUGCAUGUAUGCCCAUCACUGGAUAAUUGCAACCUCAAUGAUGGCUUGAUGUGUGAAACAGUCUUCACAGAUCAAGUAAUAUAGUUGAAGAUUACCUGGUGUCACUUCAGAAAUAAUGUUAUUCAUACAUUCGCCUUCGUUAUCAUAUGAUAAGUAAUGAACAUCCCAGUGUGAAUCACCUCCAAAGCAGAAUCUUCUACAUAUUAAGCCUUCAGCUCCAUAAAUUAGAACUAUUUGUGCCAUUUAUAGUGUUGGAAUAAAUCAGAAAAUCUAGAAUGUAACCAUUGGGAGUAGGAAUUAUAUAUUUACAAGAUACCAAGGCUGAGCUUAAGCAGGUGAGAAGAACCUCUGGUCCUCCAGAUGUGGAUGAGCUGCAAUUCCCAUCACCCCUGACCAUCAACAGUACUAGCUGGGAAUGAAUGGAGUUGGAAGUUCAAUAUCUGGAGAGCCAUGGAUCUUCCACCCCUGAGCUAGAGAUUGUUUGGGCUGUUAAAACAUAGUACUACUACUAGGAUUUGAGCUUACUUAUUUCUGGCAAGUUUAACUUUGAAUUGGCAUGUAGGUGUAAAAAUAAAUAUUCAGCAGAUCUACAUUCAGAUAAAUAUUUGUAUGUGAAAUUCUCUCAAAUAAUGGCUUAGAUACCUGUCAGGGUUGUUGAUGUUCUGUCAGUAUAUAUUUGAAGAAGUUACUUUUAAAAACAAAACAGUGACUGAUUCUUUUCCCCCUAUCCUGCAGAUCUAAGUGGCCCAUGUAUAUGCAAUUUAUAAAUGUAAAGGUUUGCUCAGUUUUCUGGUCAGCUUUUGCUAUGAUCUUAACCUGAGAUGUUCCAAGAACCACAGCUUUCAUUUUUUGUACAUAAGAGCACAUUUCUAGACCAUACAAUGGAAAACAUGGGCUCUAAAUAAAAAGGAAAUAGUGUCUGCAGUGAAAUAAAACUUUUCAAUUUCCUGUUACCUACCCAGUAUCAAACAAGUUCUAGUGCUUUUUCUUGUGUGCUCAUUGAAAAAAGUACAGAAUAUCUACCUGAGAAUAAGUGACUGUUUUGCUGUUACUACUUCUGCUGAUUCUGAACACACAACAUUUGUGUGACUUCCAUUACUCUUGCUAGGUAAAUCUGCCAAAUCUUGACGUUCUGUGUUGCAAAAUCUUAAUAUUUGAUGAGCAGUAAAUUAAGGUGCUUGCAAAUAGUGUAUUUCUGUUUGUUCCUAGCCUGCACCAGUUUUAACUACUGGAACAAUCCUGUACAAGACAAUGAAUACACAGAGACAUACUGCUCAGUUCAUGCAUAUUCAGCCAAACCAUGAGUUAGCAUGCAUGUGCAUUGUUCUGGAGAGGAGGUUGUGAUCCGGGAACCAAGAACAAACCUUGUUUACAGCUCAUGUUUUGUCUGGAGUGAAAACAAACCAUGAGCCCAGGUUCAGUUUAGCCCAGGGUAGCUCAGCAGGUGGAGGAUCAGGGAAGGAGCACAGCAGCCUCUUAACUCCUCUCGAGGAACCCACAUGUUUGUACUAAGCCAUGGUUUGGCUUAGUGUUAUAUAUGAACUGUCAAUAUAUAAUAUGUGGUGGUCUUCUCUGUCAUAGAUUUAUAUAAUCUGAACUCAGUUAUACUAUUAGACUUCUUUCUUCCAAAAGAAAAAGUAACACUACAGUAAUAUUCUGGAGCAUGAGACAUUUAGGUUAGAAUUCUUUUUCUUAUUUUAAAGGUACACUGAGACGAUGUUCUUAGAGUUCUUAGUUGAUUCUAACUGAAUGUAGUAAGUUAAUGUAGUUGCUAUCCUUGCUGUUCUACAUCUCAAAUCAGUUUUUAAUUUCCACUGGUUAGCACUGAUACACUUCAGGAAAGACUACUAGAAAUUGCAAACUGAAGUUGCAUGUUUAAUGAUAAUAUGUACUAGAAGAAAUUGAGAUAUUCACUUGGUUGCCAAGCCAAUUUUAACUUCAGUUGUAAGUAUCCAGUUAUUUAAAAGGCUAUUGCUUAAUUUUUUACUUAGCUAUAAAAGUUAUACCAGAGAGUUGUGGCUUUCAUUUGGCAAGUAAAUGAUCCUUUAAAAAUCAAUUAUGUACUGUAAAUUAAAUUAUGCAUAAGAAGAAACUGAAUCUUCAAUUGUAUGAAUGACAGGGGCAUCUUAGAAUACUAGUUCCCUUAGCAUAAUUCCACAAUAUAAAGGAGCUGUUGUGAUGUAUUUGUUCACAAGACACUGAUGAUGCUAAGCAAAUAUUGUGCACUGAAGUCUGAAAUUUUCCCCAUUGGUUAAUUUAGCAGUAUGCCACUAAACUGGAAAAACAAAAAAGGUGCCUCAAGGAAUGGAUGUUGCAAAUUGGAUAUUGUGCUCUUAAUUGUAUCUUACAGGUUUAUGCUAUAGGGUACCCAGAGAAAACUGUUACUGACAGCUUUAUAUAAACAUUGUUUAUAAAAUGAACAAGUACAAAUAUCUACCAGAGCUGCAGACACUGGGUUGGAUUCAGACUAAAUUAGUUGAACUUUGGUCCAAUUAAGUGGGACAAUUUAAUCUUGACUUUGAUACCCACUCAUUUCAAUAGUAACUAAGUUCACCUAAACCCCUAUUCAGGCAUUAUAGCUCCCAUGAAUAGCAGCAUGGCAGCAGGAGCAGAGUGAGUAUCCAUGCCCCUGGCAUCUGCACAUACAUCUACAGGGAAGGAGGCCUUUACACAUACAGACGUGCAUACAAAGGCUUCAAUUUGACCUGAAACCACAACAACUCUGGGUUCCAUUUGUGUUGAAGCCUUUGUGUGAAGCUGCUACCAUGUUACUGUAUACUGGAGCUAUAACACCUGAACAGGAAUUAGCUGAGGCUGCAGUCCUAUACACUUUGGCCCUCCAGAUAUUGUUGGAUGUCAACUUUCAUUUGCUGCAACCAGCAUGUCCAAUGGCCGGGAAUGAUGGGAGUUGUAAUCCAACAACAUGUGGCAGGCCACAGGUUCCUCACGUGCUCUAUGUCCCUCCUGAGUCACACUUAAACAUUUUCAGAUACCUAUUUUUAUUAGAAUUAAUCCUUAUUCUCCAUGCCUUAUUUUUAUAAUGGUUUGAUUUUUAAAAAUUCAAUCAGAAUUCCAUUUUUCCACAUUGGUGCAAAUCUUUUGUAGUAAAUCGAUGGAUGAAGCCACAAUAGCUCUCCUCUAGGACCUUCCCUGUAUUCAGUUAUAUGGUGGAUACUUGGAAUAAUUUUGUAACGAAAUAUGAUACAAUAUAACUUCAAUGAGGGACGGGUCCUAGAUUGCCUAGAUUUGCUUGCACAUCUGUGCUGGUGUUGAGUUCAACAAAAGUGUUCUGCUGUAGAAGUGCAAUUUUAAUUUAUAAAAUUGUAGGUACUAAACUAUGUUUAACUGGAUGAACAGAUCUUGGAAAGCAAACAGCAAGCCAGUCAUCUUGCCAUACAAGAGAAUUUAGAUUCAGCUAUUAUUACAGAAUUUUUCAGCUUUCAAGAACUGUAGCAUGAUUCCUUUGUACUGUACUGUGUACAGAUUUCCUGUGUUUUGCACUUUUCUAUGGCAAACAUGACAGCUUUAUAAAUAUUCUGUUGUAUAGUAAGUAAGGUAUAGUUACAUCUAUGUACAAAACCAAACUGAACAAAUUUGACUUCCAAGGCUGACUUGGACUGAUGUCAGAAGUUGCUUGCUAGUUCUAACUCAUGUAUACGUACUGUACAAAUACAUAAGUCAGUCCUCAUUGCACAAUGAAAAUCACUGUGAUCUGUAAAUAAAACUUAGUCCAGAAA
Molecule: messenger RNA, 6291 nt
Organism: Rhineura floridana
Lineage: Eukaryota; Metazoa; Chordata; Lepidosauria; Squamata; Rhineuridae
Gene: PRKX
Product: protein kinase cAMP-dependent X-linked catalytic subunit
Exons: 9
Coding region: 555-1652 (365 amino acids)
Biological process (GO): protein phosphorylation
Molecular function (GO): ATP binding; protein serine/threonine kinase activity
Source: RefSeq, a predicted model, not a curated record